GCGUCAUCCUUUCUGGCGUAGAGCAGCGCGGCGGCCUUUCAUUGCUGCUCUACUUUUCUCCCCCCCAAGCUUUAACUCCUCUGUCUUAACCCGGUAAUUUCGCUGCUUUAUUUCGCUAACCAUGACUCGAAAGAUGCUCCUCGUCGGCGUCUCCGCUUGCUUGGUGGUUCUGGCCGCGCUGGGCUCCGGGGUUUCAGCCGACGGUCUGGUUAACGAGGAGGUGAAGCGGACGGUGGACCUGAGCACUCAUCUGGCCAAGAUCACGGCGGAGAUCCUGCUGGCCAACCCGGGAGACUCCGCCGCACACAGCUUCACGUUAGCGGUGGAGCCCGACCUGGCCCCGCACCUCGCAUACAUCGGAGCCGCGGUGAAGGGUGAUGAAGAGGAGGACGGCAGUCUUGCCCUCCAGCAAACAACAAUCCACGGACAGAGCGGGGCAUUUUUCAAGGUGCAGCUGCCCUCCAGUCUGGCAGCGGGCGCUAAGCUGAGAGUCAAAGUGGAGAUGGUCCUGAGCCACGUCCUGAAGCCCUUCCCCACACACAUCACCCAGGCUGAGCGCCAGCUGGUGGUUUUUCAGGGAAACCACUACCUGUACUCCCCUUACCCCACCCGCAGCCAGACCACCCGUGUCCGCCUGGCCUCCAAGACCGUGGAGAGCUACACCAAGCUGGGCAACCCCAGCAAGAACGACGAGUUCAUCGAGUAUGGACCCUUCCGUGAUGUUGCCCCAUUCAGCGAGGAUACAAUGAAGAUCCAUUAUGAAAACAACACCCCCUUCCUCACCAUCAGUAGCAUCACCCGCACCAUUGAGGUCUCUCACUGGGGCAACAUUGCCGUGGAAGAGACCAUCGACCUGAGGCACACAGGAGCCUUCCUGAAGGGGCCUUUCUCCCGUUACGACUACCAGCGGCAGUCUGACAGUGGCAUCUCCUCUGUCAAAUCCUUCAAAACCAUCCUUCCUGCCUCUGCACAAGAUGUGUACUACCGGGACGAGAUCGGCAACAUCUCCACCUCCCAUCUGCAGGUUUUGGAGGAUUCAGUGGAGGUGGAGGUCAGGCCGCGCUUCCCUCUGUUUGGAGGCUGGAAGACCCACUAUAUCAUUGGCUACAACCUGCCCAGCUAUGAGUACCUCUACACCCUGGGUGACCAGUAUGCACUGAAGAUGAGGCUGGUUGACCAUGUGUAUGACGACCAGGUCAUUGAUUCUCUCACUGUGAAGCUCAUUCUGCCAGAGGGGGCCAGAAACAUCCAUGUGGAUACACCUUACCCGAUUGACCGCAUGCCAGACCAGCUGCAUUAUACGUACCUGGAUACCUUCGGCCGGCCAGUGCUGGUUGCCACCAAGAACAACCUUGUGGAGCAGCACAUUCAGGACGUUGUGGUUCAUUAUACCUUCAAUAAGAUCCUGAUGUUGCAGGAGCCUCUGUUGGUUGUCGGGGCCUUCUAUAUCCUCUUCUUCACUGUAAUAAUCUACGUACGCCUGGACUUUGCCAUCACCAAGGACCCAGCAGCCGAGGUGCGUAUGAAGGUGGCCUCCAUCACAGAGCAGGUGCUGACUCUGGUCAACAAGCGGCUGGGUCUGUACCGCCACAUGGACGAGGUGGUCAACCGCUACAAACAGUCACGUGACACUGGAGCUCUCAACAGCGGCCGCAAGACGCUGGAGGCCGACCACCGCGCUCUCACCAAUGACAUCAGCUCCCUGCAAGCCCGCCUCAAGGCUGAAGGCUCCGAUUUGGCAGAUAAGGUUGGGGAGGUGCAGAAGCUGGACGGCCAGGUGAAGGAGCUGGUGUGUCGCUCCUGCCAGGAGGCGGAGCGCCUCGUCGCUGGCAAAGUCAAGAAGGAGGCCUACAUCGAGAGCGAGAAGAAUCUGGCCAGCAAGAGACAAGAGCUUGUCAGCCGCAUCGACAGUCUGCUGGACGCCCUCUAAACAGCUCUGGCCACACUUUCACACACAAACACAUGUACACACACACACCCACACACACACACACACACACACACACCAGACACACACGCUGCCCCUGCUACAUAGAUGUACAACUGGCCAUUCAUACGUAUGAAGAUUACAAAAAAAGUGACACAAAUACUUGCAUUUUUUUUAUCACCCUGGAACCCAGACAUGAACAAUUAAGGACUCAUCAGAUCGUAGCUAUAAGUUUAUCCAAACACUUGUGCCUUUGUGCCUAGUGAGAAACAGGAGGUCAUUUUGUGCUCGGCUCUGCAGUGGCUACAUCACAACUUGUGGCAGUUUUUUUUUGUUUUGUUUUUGAGUGUGUGCAGCUGCGCUUGUUUAAACUUUGUCACACUCGCUCAAGUUGACAUCAUUUUCAUGUUUAAAUCUGGACUCUACCUUUUUGUAUUUUUUUUUUUUCACCAUUUGAAUGAUCGUUUGAGGUUAAAGGAAUUGUUUUGUAAUGAAUAGAGUUGAUACAUCAGUGGUUGUCCCCAAGUGUUUUUUUUCUCAUGUCUUCACUCGCAUGUGUUCUGUACGCUCUAAAGUUAACUCAUCUGAGUAUGAUGGCGAUUGUAUGACUUGUCAUCUUAUUUGCACUUGCACAACUUUGUCACUUACCAGCUGCCCCCAACAAAGCUUGCGUUUGAACAAAGCUGAAAGUCUGAUUUUGUCUCAGUCCAGAUCGAUCAGCUGGGGAAUGGUCUUCAUGCUUGUUUUUGCUGUUCAUGUGUAAUAUUUUCCAGAUUUUGUAUGCUUUUAUUGUUUUGCCAGUGAGUUUUCCCCCAUGAGAUUAGGCAAUACAUGAUAUUAUGUGGUAUGCGAGGAAAGACAUGGGCAAUGCAACACAAGGAAUGUUUGAAGAGGGCAAUGAAAUGGAAAAACUACCAAAUUUGAAAUAAAAAAAAGUUUGACAAACGGUUUAAUCGGUUAGCAUGGUUGUUCUCUUAAAAGGCAAUUGUAUGAAGAUGAACUUGAUAAUUGGUUUUUGAUCUCUGACUGGUGAAUAAACAAACCUUGGGACAGUCCUGAGGGAAGCAAUAACCUCAGUUCAUCAAAGGAGGGCGCACUUGUGCCAAGUACUAACAAGCUAUUUUCGGGUAGGGUUGUGUGUUUUCCUGCCUUCAGUAGUCCCACGCCGCAUUUUGACUGGGACAAAACAUCAUGGUUAAUCUGCCCAAAGUAACCAAAGCAGACUUAAGUAAUCUGAAAAUCCCAAAAUGAAAAAUAAGCCAAAUUUACACCAUGAUUUCAGGCUCUGUCAGAGGGGCUUUCCAGCACAUUGUUGCAUUCCUGCUCAGCAGGCCUUGAUUCAGAGAGACCCCACCUAGCAACCUCUCCUCAACAAUCAGCAGAGCAGCCAGCCAGCCUCAAUCACAGUCAGAGCCUAGGACAAACAGGAGAUGACACGGGGGUCAGUCUGAGGUCAUUGCUUUCCCUCUGAGGUCAUCAAGGGUCACGGCAGGUCAUUUCCUGUUCCAUAAUAACAGGCCCUGUCCCACUCGCAAUGAUAACGUUACCAUAUUGUAUGUGCCAUACAAUAAUCAUUCUGAAAAUACACAACGGGGGAAAGUAAA
This is a messenger RNA of Myripristis murdjan (pinecone soldierfish), 3531 nucleotides long. It is a transcript of the gene rpn1, whose product is annotated as ribophorin I. Bases 122 to 1930 code for a protein of 602 amino acids. Gene Ontology annotation, cellular component: membrane; oligosaccharyltransferase complex. The transcript has 10 exons. The record is from RefSeq and is a predicted model, not a curated record. NCBI's taxonomy places the organism in Eukaryota, Metazoa, Chordata, Actinopteri, Holocentriformes, Holocentridae.